Calypte anna (Anna's hummingbird) is the source of this 6940-nucleotide messenger RNA. It is a transcript of the gene GPATCH8, whose product is annotated as G-patch domain containing 8. NCBI's taxonomy places the organism in Eukaryota, Metazoa, Chordata, Aves, Apodiformes, Trochilidae. Gene Ontology annotation, molecular function: nucleic acid binding. The coding region runs from base 109 to 4575 and encodes 1488 amino acids. The record is from RefSeq and is a predicted model, not a curated record. Gene Ontology annotation, cellular component: nucleus. The transcript has 10 exons.
UUCCAGGGCAAUCACUUUGAUCAGUAUGAAGAAGGGCACCUGGAGAUAGAACAAGCCUCCCUAGACAAGCCUAUUGAAUCGCAGUUGGCCCAUAGUAGCUAAGCAGCCAUGAUCUGCCCAGUUUUUAAAGCCAGGAUAAUAUUGGACACCGCUUACUCCAGAAACAUGGGUGGAAGCUGGGCCAGGGACUGGGAAAGUCACUGCAGGAUUAGAUUUUCUUUCCAUUAUUAUUUUAUCCAAACAAAUGCACUGUUGAGUUUCCUAUUUAGCAGUUCUCAGGUGGAAGCUGCUGCCUCACUGACUGGCACAGGGAGGACAGACCCCAUCCCUAUCGUUGUCAAGUAUGAUGUCAUGGGCAUGGGGAGGAUGGAGAUGGAGCUCGACUACGCCGAAGAUGCCACUGAGCGGAGGCGAGUACUGGAGGUGGAGAAAGAAGACACUGAGGAGCUGAGGCAGAAAUACAAGGAUUAUGUGGAUAAAGAAAAGGCAAUUGCCAAGGCUUUGGAAGACCUCAGAGCAAACUUCUACUGUGAACUCUGUGACAAGCAGUAUCAAAAGCACCAGGAGUUUGACAACCACAUCAACUCCUAUGAUCAUGCUCACAAACAGAGGUUGAAGGAUCUCAAGCAGAGGGAGUUUGCUCGCAACGUCUCUUCAAGAUCACGUAAAGAUGAACGGAAGCAGGAGAAAGCCCUGCGGAGGCUGCACGAGCUGGCUGAGCAGAGGAGACAGCCUGAGUGUGCUCCUGGCAGCGGCCCCAUGUUCAGAACCACCACAGUGGCUGUGGAUGAGGAAGGUGGGGAGGAUGAGGAUCCUGCAGCCAACAGCAGUUCCUUCAUCCAGACAACUUCUGGCCAGGCUCCGGAGAUGGCUGUGGACAGAGGUUUCCUAAGCACUGGACAAGUUGGUGGCACUGUAACACAAAGCCAAGCGCCCGUCCAGCCAGCACAGGGACUCAGCUUUGGCAUGAAGAGCACUUUGGGAACUCCUCUGCAGAAGAUUGGAGUCUCCUUCUCGUUUGCCAAGAAGACUCCGGUGAAGCUGGAAACCAUCGCUUCGGUUUUCAAGGACCACGUGGAAGAGUCGAGUUCUGCAGAUGGAGGGAAAGCUGAUGAGAGAGGGUCUGCAGAUGCAGGGAGCCUGCAGAAAUCUGGUGAGGGUGAAAGCACAAAUAAUUCGGAUGGCAAGGCAGAGGAAGAUGACCAACAUGACAAAGAUAGCGGGUCUCUAGCCACUACCUUGUCUAAACUCAAAAAAAUGAGACGAGAAGACGGACCAAUGGCUGUUGAACCAGAAUACUACCACUAUAUCCCCCCAGCCCACUGUAAAGUAAAGCCUAAUUUUCAGUUCCUACUUUUCAUGAAGUCUACCGAGCAAAUGGAGGCUGAAAAUGUGAACAAAAAAACUGCACAUGAAGUUAAAAAGGGGAGUUCUCCAAAACCCAAACCCGGCAAGCACAGCGAGAAGGCUGCAGAGAGCACAGGGCAGCAGAAGGAGCAGGGUGCUACUGAAACUGCAGCUCAGCAGAGCAAACCAGAACUUAGAGAAGUCCCAGAAAAUGCGAGCAUGCAGGAGAGCAAAACUCCUCCAGAGAGCAAUCUCCCUGAGCCAGACCCUCCUGAGGAAGGCACUCAGCCUCUCCCAAGCUGUAAAGAUGUCACCGAAGGACCAAAGCACCCGACAGGACCUUUUUUCCCUGUUUUGAGUAAAGAUGAGAGCACGACUCUCCAGUGGCCUUCAGAGCUUCUCAUAUUUACCAAAGCAGAACCAUCUGUUUCCUACAGCUGUAACCCCCUGUAUUUUGAUUUCAAGCUCUCUCGCAACAAGGAUGGUAAAGGUAAAGAGAAAUCAAAGGAGCCAGGGGGGCUUUGUAAAGAAAACACUCAGAGCUCAGAAUCUGGGGAACUAAACAAAGCCAAGGAGGCAGAAGGCACAGCUAACAGUUCUGCUCUAAAGAUGGAAAACAAAUCCCUGUCUGCCUGUGGCUCCCAGAACAAGCAGGAGUCCAGCUUGGCCAGUGUCAGUAAGGGAGAGGGGGAGGACGGUGGUAAAACCAUAACUGGGAAGAGUAAAUCUGGCAGAUCCCAUAAACACAAAAAGAAAAAGAAGCACAAAAAGUCCAGCAAACACAAACGGAAACACAAGGAGGAAGCGGAGGAGAAGAGCCGGAAAACUGACCUGGGGGAAGAGAAACCCAAGAAACGGAAAAGACGCAGGCGCAAAAAAGGAAAAUCUUCCCUUUCCACCGAAUCACUAAAAACUGAGCUGUCUGAAGACUGCAGCCAUUUCCAGAAGAGGAAGUGGUGCUCUCAGGAGUCCCAGAGGAAGUCCCUGUCUGCCGAAGAGGGGAGCAGCACUAAGAAAGAGGAGGGCGGUAACUCCUGCCAAGAGCACGGGGGCAAAAAGCACAAGGCCGAGCUGCAGCAGUUGCCUGGUCUGAGGAGGAGGUGUUUGGGCCCUUCCCUGGGCAGGCCCAGCCGCAGGAGCCGGCAGAGCAGUGGGGACUACGACAGCGAGGAGGGCUCCCACGGGAAGCACUGCCGGCAGAAAUCCCCCUCCCGGGACAGCGACGACUUCGACUCCGGCAGCGAGCGCUCCCGCAGCCGCUCGCGGUCAGGACGCAGGCACUCCUCCCGCAGGUCCUAUUCCAGCAGCUCCGAGGCCUCCUCCGAGCAGAGCCGGUACAGCCGGAGGAGGAGUUACUCGGACGACAGCUACAGCGAUUACAGCGACCGCUCCAGGGGCCGCUCCAAGCGAUCCCAGGACUCUGAGGACGACUCCGACUACAACGGCUCCGAUCGCAGGUCGAAGCGGCGCAAGUACUCCUCCUCUGAGGAUGACUACAGCUCCAGCAGGAGCAGGUCGAGGAGUCGAAGCAGGAGCCGAAGCCACCCUCGGGACAGGUCGAGGUCGAGGAGCCGGGGCAGGACACGCAGCAGCAGCUGCAGCCGCAGCCGCAGCAAGCGGAGGAGCCGGAGCGGGACGGGGCGCAGCUGGAAGCGGAGCAGGAGCUACAGCCGGGAUCGCAGCCGCAGCACCAGGAGCCUCUCCCAGAGAUCCCUCUCACGAAAGGGUUCCCGAGGUCACGAGAGCCCCGAAGAGAGGAGGUCUGGGAGGAGAGACUUCAUCAGGUCCAAAAUCUAUCGCUCGCAGUCUCCUCACUAUUUCCGAACAGGCCGGGGCGAAGGAGCGGUGCUGAAGAAGGAGGAGGGCAAAGGAGAGGAUCUGAAAGGGUCGGGCUCUUUCUCCCAGAACAGCAGCAGCUCGGGCACCGGGAGGGUCUCGGAAGGGGACUGCAGUCCAGAGGAGCGGAAUUCCGUCACGGCAAAGCUGCUCCUGGAGAAGGUUCAGUCCAGGAAGGUUGAGAAGAAGCCCUGUGUCACUGACGAGAUGCUGGUAGGGGCCAACAAGGUGGGUAUAAAGCUCAAAGAUCCUCCCCAGGGCUACUUUGGGCCAAAACUUCCUCCUUCCUUAGGCAAUAAACCGGUUCUCCCUUUAAUUGGGAAGCUGCCAACUGUUCGGAAACCAAAUUCCAAAAGGUAUGAAGAGUCUGGCUUGGAGAGGGGUGAGGAGCAAGAGCUGUCAGAUUCUGAGGAUGCUUCCCAAGGCAUGGAAGAGGCUCAGAUGGGCGGCCAGGAUCUGCUGGAGGAAGUGACCAUGGUGAUGCAGGAUAAACCUCUGGAUGAGCAGAAACGUGACGAUGCUGCUGUGGAAAUGCCAUCCAUCCCCCUCGAAGCGCCGGCGCUCCCUGAGUGCUUUGGUUCUGGAGAGCUGGUGAUGCCUCACAGCUUCCUCUCUGAUCCCAGCGAUGGCGAUGGACUAGAACCCAUGGAGAGGGGCAGCCAGCCCAUCCCAGUGGAAACUAGUAUGAUGCCCUUGGUUCCAGAUGUUGAGCACUUUCCUGGCUAUGUGCCUCAGAGCGGUGAGCGGAGCAUUGAAGGGGAUCAGGAGGGAGCAGAGGACUCUUCUCUGGCCCCGCUGGAGAGCCAGCCCAUCACUUUUACACCUGAGGAAAUGGAGAAGUACAGCAAGCUGCAGCAAGCUGCUCAGCAGCACAUCCAGCAGCAGCUCCUGGCAAAGCAGGUGAAGGCUUUCCCCGCCUCGGCCGCCCUGGCACCGGCAGCCCCGGCCCUGCAGCCCAUCCACAUCCAGCAGCCAGCAGCAGCCUCAGCCACCUCCAUCACCACGGUGCAGCACGCCAUCCUGCAGCACCACGCAGCCGCUGCCGCCGCCGCCAUCGGCAUCCACCCCCACCCCCACCCCCAGCCCCUCGCUCAGGUCCAUCACAUACCCCAGCCACACCUCACCCCCAUUUCCCUGUCCCACUUGACCCACUCCAUUAUUCCGGGGCACCCUGCCACCUUCCUAGCCAGCCACCCCAUCCACAUCAUUCCAGCCUCGGCCAUCCACCCGGGUCCCUUUACCUUCCACCCCGUUCCUCACGCUCUCUAUCCCACCCUGCUCGCCCCCAGACCCGCGGCCGCUGCCGCUGCCACCGCCUUGCACCUCCACCCUUUGCUGCACCCCAUUUUCUCAGGACAGGACUUGCAGCAUCCCCCCAGUCACGGCACAUGAAGGACAGAAUAAAGUCACCUUGGAGGAAGGAGAAAACCUUUGGCAUUUGAGGGAAGGGGUUUGAAGUUUGAGGCAGCUGGGAACAUGAGGUCGGAGAUUUCCUUUCACUCUGUAGCAGCCAAAGAAGCCGAAGGCUCCAGGGCUGGGCAAGUAGCAGGCAGUGGGUCAGUUGUGUGCAGCCACUUCCAGGGACUCUCUGGUGUCCCCAACACCUCCAUGCACGCAGCAGCACUGUCCCAGAAGAAACAUUUUACCUGUAGACCAGCAAGACACUCGGAAAGACCUUACUUUUUUUCCCUGGAUUCUUUACACUUGGUCAUCUUCCUUCUGCCGCCUUGUAGAUGAGAAAUGAGAUUUCACAUGCACUAAAUAGGUCUCUAAAAAAUCCUUUUAAUGAGGUCAUCUAAUUAAAAUAGUCAGCAUGAUUGAAUCCAGCUUGUCAUGGGUGAGGAAGCAUUCGGUGCCUGACUGCGGGCAAGGAGAGCACUGGGAGGGCAGGACCAGUUUGGAGCCAUUUCAGGAGAUUUCUUGGCAGCAUCUGCUGCAGGUUUUGUUAUCUGGGUGUCAGCAGCCCAGGUGGAAGUUCAGUCUUAUUUUAAAGGUGAAGCAAGGAGCUCCCACCCUUCUCCACCCUCCCUCAGCAUUCUCCUGCCCCAGAGCUGUGCCCUCGAUGCCUGCUGGGGGCCUGGACUGGAGGGGAGUUGGGGGGCUGCUGGUCCCAGUUUGGGCUGGGUGGUCCCUUCCAGUCUGGGCUGGUGAUUCUGAUCUGGGCUGGUGGUUCCAGUCUGGGCUUUGACCACUCCUUAGGGGGGGUGGGGGGAGGAAAAUCACUGACUUCUGCUGUGUUGGGAAAGAGGCACUGGGAUAGGAGAGGGAGAAGGAAAAUCCCUGUAGGAAUUGAAGCAAUACAGAGGACUGGGAGAGUGCCCGGGGUAUGUACAGUGUAUUUGUUCCUCUGUAAUACUGAUGGGUUCCUUAUUAAUUUAUAGGGUUAUUUUUUUUUUCAAAUUGUAAAGAAUUGCACUGAACUCUGUAAACAAAGAUGCUGCUUUUUGUAGCUCAUAUAAAAAGGUUACAUUUGUAGUAUACUGCAAUAAUAUUUUUUACAGCCCGUUCUUUUAGUGGUACUUGUUCCGGUGGCUUCUGUGUAAAUAUGUUUGCUGUAGGUGAAAUCAAACACUUGUAAAGGUUCAACUUUAUAGUUUCAGCUAGAUGCUAAAUGACUAAGCAUGUAUAUUUUACCAAGCUCAUGUAUUUUUGAAGUUUUUAUGUACUAUAAAAUGUAAAAAAAAAAAAAUAAAUAAAAACCAAUCUUCAUUUAGCAUUUUGGAAAACAAAACAAACCACAGAAGUGAGCCUUGGCCAGGGAGCGGGGGGGGAGUGGAGCACACGGGUGGCUCAGCAGCACCAGGGGAGGGAUGGGGGAUGCCUGGGGAGCAGCCUGAGCACCCUGUCCUCUCCUCCCCUGUGCUGGCCUUGGGGCAUGGACCCUGGAGGUGGUUGUGGGGGUGUCAGGCACUGGGUUGGUGCCCAGAGUACAAAAUACACACACACACUUUUUCUUUCUUUUUUCCUUUUUUCUUUUUUUUUUUUUUCUUUUUCCUUUUCCUUCCCCAGUUUGCAGCAGUGCCCUGCAGGUACCAUCGUGGCUCAGCAGAGGGGUUCAGCCCCCUGGGGAAGGAUGAGGCCUUUCCCCCAUCCCUGUUUGCCUCCUUCCCCAGGGAGAGCUGCUGUAGGACAAACCUCUGGGUGGUCCUUGAGGUUCUGAUGUUCCCCAAGGGAUUUCUCUUCCCAUCCCAGGCUCUUCUGCUGCCUGCUGGCCCUGGGAGGCUCCUCCAUCACCACCUCCUCCCAUGGCACUGGGAAGGUUCCUGCUCUCCCCUCGGGGGGUUCCAGGUUUGGGGCCUCCUGUCAGAACAUUGAAAAGGCACCUGAGGGGCUGGCAGGGCAGCAAAGGGACAUGGAGAGACUGAGAGGAUGGAAAAACCUCUGAGCUUCCUCACUCCAUAAAGGAGAAACUUUGGGUUUGAGCAGGUCAGGCUGAAACAGUCAGGAAAAAAGGGACUCAAUUUCUCUGUACAUAAAAUUAACACCCACAGUAUUAAUUAAUGUCUCUGUGCUGAGCUUCUAGAUCCAGUCUGUGUUGUGGCACCCUUCACACUGCAGUCAGGGCUUGGGGGGUUUGGUUGUGUGGGGGUUUUUUGUUCAGGUUUUUUUUUUUCCUUGGACUUCCAGAACAAUGCUAAAACUAAUUAACCUGUCAUUACUUAACAAGCAUAAACAGACUGUAUUUAACUUUGUCACAUAAGAUAUAUAUAUAAAUAUAUAUAUGCUGUAAAAUGAGGGGGGGGGAAAGAAAAACCUU